AGACAGCCGUGCAGCACAAAAAACCAUCUCGGAUGCAUGCUUUUACGACCUGUGCAAGCAGCAAAGCAAAGGCAAGACUCUUGUCACUAUUUUCGACGACGUUGUGGUGUGAGUGUUGACUGGCUCAUCAUCACCAGAAGAACACAAGAUACCCACCGAGAACUUUGGUCAGGUGUAGCAGCAGUCGCUUGGGUAUAAAGUAGUACUCAUCUCCUCAAGCUAUUAUCAUAGUACUACCCUUGCUACUUUGAUACCUUUGGCAGCUCCUGACUUGACAAUGACCACCUCCAGCACUAGUAAGCGGAUCCGAAGCCGCCGUUGCAUUUGUGACGAUGCGCGGCAAUGUCAAGGUAUGAGUUUGGCCUUUCAAAUGCUGCACGAUCCUCGCGGAGGGUUUGUCGACGUACCGCCUGCCUGUUCGAGUCCCCCCGAGUACGAGUACCUGCAUCGACAGUACUUGUUGCGACGAGCCUACUUGCGCCAUCUGCAGCCCAGACUCUUGUUGCGAACUACUACUACUAGUACAAGCAGUAAUCAUAGUGAUGACUCGGACGAGGAGUUUGUGGCACUGCACCAUUUCCAUCCUAAAGUGGUUCGCAAGGUCUUUGCCGAAACCGCAACAGGACGAGGCCGCAGUCUGCACAAGUACCAAGUGCCACUGACACUGACGCCCAGGGAGAUCCAAAAGUUGCGUCUCACGCUCGAGUCCGUGAGCAGCGAGAAGGACCGCGUCACCAAUGUCAAUGGUCAGCCACAAGACGAGUUCUUCUUUGUACCCCAUUAUCCAAUGGCAGAUGCCUAUGAAGACCUCAAACAGCUCUCACGGGCCGAGAGAAGUCCGCAUGAUAUAUCCACGGAUGUAUACCAGAAUGCCAAGAAAGCCGCGCAGGCACAAAAGGAACAACAGCAACUACAAAAGCAAAAGGAAAAGGAACUCAGGAGAAAGAAAAAGGCGGAAAGCAAAAAGAAAGGCAAAAAGACUUCUCCAAAAAAGAAUAGAGAACCCAACAACCAGCAGCAGCGACAACAACCACAACAUCAAAAUCAGCCACGGAACGAGCCAGCCAUCGCCAUGCCACAACCUCAGGAGCCAAAGACUGCUUCGGACAGUAGCCAAGGAACGCACUCCUCGUCAAAUAUUAAUAAUAAUUGGAGGAAGCAACCCAUCGCUGGGCACUCGGCCAGUGAAAGCGCUUUUGCUGCGGCAGACAAUCACAACAACAUUCGCCGACCGGAUGGAUUUGACUUGACCGCUGUCACCACUUUGGAUUCCAAUGCCGCAGUGGCGGGGUCUUCGCGCAUAGCACUGGACGUGUCCGACAGAGCUGUGGCGGGUUCCUUCAAAAAGGAAUCAACCAAGCCCGCAGAAGCAGUCGACAACAAUAACAACAAACGACACUACUUGACCACCGAUCUGGUCCUCUCGGGUCACUCCGAUGAGGCCAUUGACGGGUCCAAUCUUAUCCUCUCGGGUCACUCGGGGGAGGCAGUCGCGGGAUCCACGACCAAUAUUAGUAUGGUACUCUCGGGUCACUCGGAUGCGGCCACUGCAGGUUGUCCCAUGGUGGACGCUUCCGAAGUAUCCUUUGCCAUUGAGGACCUGCGAAGAAGAAGAAGGAGUAGUGCCACAACCAACAACAACAACAACAGUAUGGACAUUUCCAACACGACCGUGGUCAGUGGCAAACCACGCAAAUCGUCUUUUUCGCUUCAUGGCAACAACAACAACAAUAGCAACAACAGCGAUUUGGGUGCAUCGGAUUCGGCAGUGGUACUGUAUGGCAUGUCGGCGUCGUCGCUUCAGGUCACAGAUCCGGCAUUCAUGCACGCUUCAGCGACUGGGAGUUCCUUUCAUGCGUCGGAUGUCACCCAGCGAGCUUCGGGGGGCAAAAGAAUCAACAACAUGGAUGUCUCGGAUUCCACCAUUCCUACAUCCAACGUGGCGGGUGCGCGACGCAGCAAAUUCAACAGCAGCCAAGAUGUCAACUGGGGAUGGGGAUCCACUCUCUCAGCGGCUCAGAUUGCAGAGGACAUUCCCAUGGAGGUGCCAGAGGAAGAGGAACCCACGGAGGUUCCAGAGGAAGAAGAAGAACCAACAACCACACAACCGACUUCCACACAACUACCGGUAGUAUCUAGUGAUGAACGACCGCCUCUGCCUACCAAGAGAGCCAAGAGCCUCGUACACGCACAAGUGGCCAUGGAGAUGCCUCAGGAGACAUUGCCCAGAAGAAAGAGUGAUUUUGUCCAAGCUUCUCCAAUGCCGGAUGACAUGAUGGGUGGUAGGAGUCAUAUGGUAAUCGUUACAAAGGACUCGCCACCCAUGAAGAGAAAAUCAAUGAUGCGAGACAGCAUUCGUAGCGAACUGGUGGCAACAAUCCCCGAAAGCUCCGUGUUGAUGCCACCAACAACCACAAAUAAUCCAUCAGUUGCCCACAGCGACAAAGAUGAGAUGGAUGUGUCUGCCAGUGAUAUGCGAUUCACAAGCUCUCCAAUGGCAACAUCAAGAAAGAUGAGAGACAUGUCGCCGUCAACACCCAAGAGAGUGCUUUCCGUUAGAAACAUUCAGAUGAGUGAUGAGCUGGAAGAGCUAGCCAAGCUUGACUCCAUGAAAAAGUUAGAGGAUGACAGCUCAAAGUGGGAAGAAAGUGAAUCGAAAAGAAUGAGCAAAAGUGACGGAGAUGUUCUGGUUCGAAGAGCAACCAUGGAUACCAUGGGUCAAUCGAGCCGUCAGAACAAGGAGUUUUCUCGACGACGCAGUGCACCUUUGCGUUCCAACAGCGAUUCUUCGGGGGUGAAAGAGAUGUCUUCGUGCGCCCAGGAUGGAAAAGUGAGAAGAUUCCAUAGCGCACCCCGUCGAACUAGGAGCGGGUCUCAUCACCACGGACAAAGGCGAAUGCCGUCUCGGACCAGGAGUAGCGACAGCGUAAGAAGAAUGCCUUUGCGAACAAGGAGCAGCGAUGGGGGUGCAAAACGAAUGCCUCCUCGAACAAGGAGCAGCGACAGUGUCGAAUUUCCUCGUCUUCGUCGUUGGUCCUAUCUCUCUUCGAGCCGUUCAAAGAGCGACGACUCAAGGCGUCGCCGCUCUGACUCGUCCGUGUUUUCAUCUUGGGGUAGUGAGGGCAGCAAAACAAUGAUGAGUGACAUGUCGGGAAAAUCAAAAUUGGGAGCCACGAGAAGAAUCGAUAACACCAAAAGGGCGAUGCAGCAGUACUGCGACUUUCAGCGAAGUGAGACUACCAUUGGCAGCCAUGAUUGUGAUGCACGAGUCCCACGUCGAUUGAGGGACAAGCCAUCAAGGACUAGGAGCACUUCUCCAGCAAGACCCAGGAGUGAAUCGCCAUGUUCACCGUUGCGUCGAGGUAGACGCACAGCAAUAGUUGCCACGAAUGGUGACGAAUUGUUUAAGGCGCGAACAAAGAGGAUGCCUCGUCGCACAAAGAGUGUCGAUAGCUCGAUGGACGCUUCGUUCUCCUCUCUGGUGGCCAUGAGGCAAGUGGUUGGAAAGAGAGUCAGUGACCCGUCUCCAACAAGAAGCCGUUCGAAGAGUCCACCGCCAUUAAUGCGGGCGAAUACUGCUGUCCAGAACCGCUCAGGGACACGGUUUGGUGCCAGUGACGACGGUAAGAAAACCAGUGACCCGACAAUGAAACGUUCACUGAGUCCAGGCCCGGCGCUAAGACGGGCGCAAACAGUUGACACGAUACAUGGUACAAGGUCACGUCACAAGAGCAGAGCACUGGCGACUCUUCAAGAAAAGAAAGUAGUUAGUCUCAGUCCUCGCAGGUCCCCAUCCCGCACCAAGAGCGAACUUUCACCGACUGUAAGACGCGGCAACCGCCAGAUUAAGAGAAUCGACUCAUCUCUUCGAGCCAUGAAGCAAUUCGUGCACGACAAUGGCACAGCCAGCGAUUUCACAAGAACUCGUUCAAGGAAUCGGCUGCACAAGACGAGAAGUAUGUCGCCAAAGAGAUGCCGUUCCUCAGCUCCGGAGUAUCGGGUCUCGCCAACUCUGGGAGGUAGCACUGCUGACAUGGAUAUGUCCAGUUCGGACGCUGUUGGCCAUGACUCGGAGGAAAAUGCUGGAAUCAGUAUGCCUGAGAUGAAUGCUUCCAGUCCGGCUGCGCUGGGAGACAAAGCCUUGAGGGUAAGGUGCACCGGCAGGUCCGGGUCAUGCCCGGCUCAGGCAAUGCAGAUAGCUACAACGCGUACGGCUGAAGCCAUUAACCCGGACUCCAUUGGGAGUAGCACUAAACACUCUUCGGUCAGCAGUGAUGGCGCUGCCUCCGCUCACAGCAGGUCAGACUCGAGUGCUGGAGAGGAUGCUCGUCCUUCCGUUGUCGCCGAAAUCGGAGAGCUGCACAAACAAACCUCGGUAAAGCUGCAAGAUCUGCACGAGGAGACCAUCAACGACGCUGAAACAGGACAAUUGCGCAAACAACCCUCGGUGAGACUUGAAGAUCUUCAGCAAGGGAACAGCAACGACGCCAAGUCGGCUUCUGAGGCACAACCUGUCGACGCUUCUUUUCGCAUCGACGACCUGAACGCCGCAACGGCUGACGGUCACCAAUCUAUGAAUCUAGAUGCAUUGAAGCCAGACUAUGCGAAUGGAAUAAUACCAGCCGGAUUCAACUUCUCGUUUCCCAGGAUGGCAAGGCAGGAUCGGAAGAAAGAAGUGGACUGGGAAUCUCUAGGUUUCUGCUCCACUUCCACUUUGCAGGUUGCUUUGGACGACGAGAAGAGUCCAAUGUCGUUUGGUCUACCCCGCAGACUGGUUGCAAAGAAAUUCAGGCAGCAGCUUCUUUCGGAAGUUGUGGUAACCGCCCAUCGCCGCCAAAGUAUUGUGGCGAAACGGACCAAGGAGGAAUCUGCAAAGAGAAGGGACUCUGAAAUCAUCCUUAAGGAAAUUGUCCAGGCGGUGAAGAAGGUGGACCCCGUUUCGGAAGAGGACGAAGAACCCAACUUGGGUUACUUACCAGGUUCCCUUCUCCAAGGGGGCAGAGCUGGAAACCUGGACUUUGACGACGACGAGCCCACAUAUUUACCAGGCGCCCUUCUCCAAACUAGAGCAGGGAAGGCCGAUGAUGAAGGACCAAGUUACUUGCCUGGUGCCCUGACAAAAGUUGACAAAGCAGGAAAGCUCAAUGAAGGGGCUAGCCGCCAGAUUAGUUUGCAGCAGUUCAUUAAUCGCGGGUCUUCGCACGGGUCUCUCGAACAAGGGUCGGCGCAUGUGUCGUUGAGUAUUGAGCAAGUGUUCACCGGCGGGAAGGACACCAAACCUUCGCAGCGGUCUUCUUCGGAGACAAAGUUACCGAAAUCCGCUCAGAACUCGUCUAUGAGUCUUACCCUUAGUCGAGUGUUUGAAGAAAGCGAAGAGAUCACUGCGAAGGCUGCUUCCAAAGAUGCUGGUUGUGAGUUGGACGAGAGUGGUUGCAUGGAGCGAGAGAAGCUCAGGACUGUGUUCCCGUUCAGGAAUAUCAAAGAGAAGAAAAGGGAUUCUCCGCAUUCAUCAGGUGGCGAGACCAAGGCCCCGCAUGUUGCUCAAGACCAGAAAACUACGAGGCCAGAGCAACAUGUACCCAACAGCCCCAGAUCGAUUCCGCUUCAGCACGUUGCCCAAGACCAGAAAACUACGAGGCUUGUAGAGCAACAUGCACCCAACAGCCUCAAGGCGGUUCCGCUUCCACCUGUUUCUCAAGACCAGAAAACUACGAGGCCAGAGCAACAGGUAGUUCACAGCUCCCAAUCAACACUUCUUCCCAACAUUAGGGAGGGAGACACUGAAGCAAAUGGAGAUCUGGGAGCUGUGCUGGGGGCCGAGAAACUUGCAGCUCCCAAAAAUUCUGAAGCUGCAGCUCCAAAGAAAUCCGAGGCUGCAGCUCCAAAGAAAUCCGAGGCUGCAGCUCCAAAGAAAUCUGAGGCUGCAAGUGUUCAGGAUGUUCCCCCUCCCCUCAUGCCAAUCACAGCCAAGCAACCACCAAGGCAGUCGCCAGUCGAAGAAAACGUGUUGCUACCUCAAUCAGAGGAAACCAGUCGCAGUGAGCAAAAGGCCGGCGCAAUGAGGAUGAGCAGUACUCGAUUCAAUCCACCAGAUAGUUUCGACCACUACUCCACAACAACGUGUGCAUCGUCGUCUCACGCAGUUGUCGCAGAGCUUGCAUCAGAGAGCUCCUCCUCCUCGAUGUCGACUUGGUCAAAGUCGGGCUCGAAUGGAGGCAGCAAAGCUAGCGCUCCAGAUUCGCCAUUCAAAGAGUUUCAUCUGUCAUUUCCCCCAGCGCAGGCCACGGCCUCGAGGACGCUCCCAACACCAGAGCUUUGCAUGUCGCCACGGCCACCGAACAAGCCCCGAGCGAGGAGUAUGUUCCCCACUACAAAUGGAACCUGUACGCAAACGAACUUGGACCAGAAAAUCGGUGCAAUGGACGCACCCGUCUCAAUGCGAGAAAUCAAAUUUACGCCGCUCUUCGAUUACAAUGAAAAAGCAAGUACAGCGGUACAGCGACCACACCAGAAGCAAAUACAGCCUAGGACGUAAAUAAUAAGGUCUACAAUAGGAAAGCUUUUCAACUCGAUGGAACCAAGCC
Molecule: messenger RNA, 6584 nt
Organism: Seminavis robusta
Lineage: Eukaryota; Bacillariophyta; Bacillariophyceae; Naviculales; Naviculaceae
Source: the annotation of a GenBank genome assembly